AUGCAGACUGCGACCUCCGACGCUUCGGGCGUCAAUGGGCCUACUACCGACUUAUUAAGCUUCGCCUUUGACGCCUUGCCUCUACCCGACGACGGCCUUCGGCCUCUCUACGUCGAUGCUGUUGACACUUCAUGCUCUCUCAACGCUCGCCAGUUCAGGCUGCUCGUACGGUCUUUGAUUGCCGGGCUCAAGGCGCAUAAUGUGCAGAAGGGGGACUGCGUGCUGGUCAACCUGGGCAACUGCGUCCUCUAUCCGGCUCUCUUCUUUGCUAUAAUCGGUGCAGGGGGGGUGUAUAUGGGCUCCAACCACCGAAAUCAGCCCCACGAGCUUGAACACAUCAUUAGCCUCGGAGAGCCUAAGCUGAUCGUUACCUCGCGCGAUGUUCUGCCCGUUGUUCUUGAUGUCUCCGCUGGUCGGGGAAUACGUCCCAGCCGGGUCUGUGUGUUGGAGUCCGUGUCGGAUCUUCUAGCUCGGUUUUUCCCAUCAAGCGCCCCGGAGAAGGAACCCUUGCAGCCAUUGCAGAACGGAGUAAGUGGGAUCGUGGCAGAGAAGGAACCUGGAGAGAAUCCUCUGGAAUUUGUGGAACUUCUGUGCCAUGGAGAGAGCGACUGGACCAGGUUCAACGACGAGGUUACCGCAAGGACGACCCCUGCGGCCCUGUAUACGACCAGCGGUACAGGCGGUCUUCCCAAAGCCGCAAUCCUGUCGCACAGCGCCAUCGUGUCACAGCAUCUCAGCUGCACCUACAGUGUUCCAUAUCAGGUCACUCGACUCAUGUCAUUGCCCAUGUUCCAUCUCUUUGGUGCGCUUUUCGCACAUAUCUCUCCGAUCCGAUAUGGGCAUCCGUUGUAUGUGCUAUCCCGGUUUGACAUCGAGGCUUUCGCCCGAUGCGUGUCUCGAUACCAGAUCUCCGAAACCUACAUGGUUCCUGCUAUGAUCCAUACAUAUAACCGCUACAGCGUCUCUGCCUCCUUUCCCGUGAAGGAGCAUUUCUCGUCUCUACGCUAUGUCGCUGUGGCCGGUGCCCCGAUCGAUGCGGAUGCCAUGCAGCAGUUCCGUGCCCUCCUCGAACAGGACGCCAGCGCGUGUCAACUCUGGGGUAUGACAGAGGCAGGGAUCGCUUUCCAGUGCCGGUACCCAGAACAGGGCCAUUUUGGGUCCAUCGGAAGGGUCACGCCGGGGUACGAGGUGUGUCUCGUUGACAGCCAGGGCAGGCAUGUUGCCAGUGAAGACGUUGUUGGAGAGCUUCAUGUGCGUGGGCCCGGCUUGCUCCUCGGAUACAAGGGGCGAGACGACGCCAAAGACCAGCAUGGCUGGUUCAGGACAGGGGACGUCGCAUAUGUCCGGGACGGAUAUUAUUAUAUCGUUGGACGGACGAAGGAGCUAAUCAAAGUUCGAGGCUGGCAAGUACCCCCUGCAGAACUCGAAAGCGUCCUCCUUACCCACCCCUUCAUCGAAGAUGCCGCUGUAAUAGGCGUAACCUCUCGCGACGGCACCAGCGAAGUGCCCCGAGCCUUCGUCGUCCGUGCUAAAACACCGCAAGCCCAAAAGCUCACCGCGGAGGAAGUAUACAACUUCUCCCGCAGCCGACUAGCAAGCUACAAAGCCCUCGACGGCGGGGUGAUCUUCGUUGAAGAAAUCCCACGCACAGCAAGCGGCAAAAUCCAACGCUUCAAGCUCUCACAGAUGAACUCGUAUCGGGAAAUAAUGGCCUCACUCCUUAAUCGUUUCGAAGGUGCGAACAGCUUCAUCACUGCUACAUCCGCUGCGUCUGUUCAGAAUGUUAAUCAUAAUAACGGUGGUACUAGUGAUGAUCAUGAGCACACUGCGAGGCAUCGUCCGCGCCCUGUCCAUAUUUGGGUUUAG
Molecule: messenger RNA, 1866 nt
Organism: Monascus purpureus
Lineage: Eukaryota; Fungi; Ascomycota; Eurotiomycetes; Eurotiales; Aspergillaceae
Source: the annotation of a GenBank genome assembly